Molecule: messenger RNA, 2496 nt
Organism: Arabis nemorensis
Lineage: Eukaryota; Viridiplantae; Streptophyta; Magnoliopsida; Brassicales; Brassicaceae
Source: the annotation of a GenBank genome assembly
AUGGUGAAAGGUGCAACUUUCUAUUGCCUCUUCUCAUGUCUCCUUGUCCUGUUUUUUUGUUCAGUCUCAUCAGUGAAGGAUGAUGAUGCAGAUCAACAGGUAUAUAUCGUGUACUUGGGAGCACUUCCGUCUCGAGAGGACUACACACCAAUGUCCGAUCACAUGAGUAUUCUUCAAGAAGUCAUCGAAGAGAGUUCGAUCGAGAAUCGCUUGGUGAGAAGCUACAAAAGGAGUUUCAACGGGUUUGCAGCACGACUCACCGAAUCCGAACGGAAAAGAUUAGCUGGAAUGGAGAGAGUUGUGUCUGUGUUCCCAAGCAGGAAAAUGAAACUCCAAACGACGACUUCUUGGAACUUCAUGGGUCUCAAAGAAGGAAGCAGGACAAAGCGGAAUCCGAGCAUUGAGAGCGAUACCAUUAUCGGAGUCAUUGAUAGUGGAAUAUGGCCCGAAUCUGACAGCUUUUCCGACCAAGGAUUUGGUCGUCCUCCCAAGAAAUGGAAGGGCACUUGUGCGGGCGGCAAAAACUUCACAUGCAACAACAAAAUCAUUGGUGCAAGAGACUACACAGUCCAAUCUAAAGGGAAAGAGUCGGCGAGGGAUUAUGCGGGACACGGCACGCACACGGCGUCAACGGCCGCCGGAAACGCAGUCGCAGACACCAAUUUCUACGGACUCGGUAAUGGAACCGCAAGAGGUUGCGUUCCAGCCGCCCGAAUCGCGGUUUAUAAAGUCUGUGACAACGAAGGUUGCGAAGGAGAAGCAUUGAUGUCUGCGUUUGACGAUGCCAUCGCUGACGGUGUGGACGUUAUAACGAUCUCAAUCGUGCUCGAUGACAUCCCUCCGUUCGAGGAAGAUCCCAUUGCGAUUGGGGCUUUCCACGCUAUGGUUAAAGGAAUUCUCACUGUGAACGCAGCCGGUAACAACGGUCCGAAACGCAUCACGGUCACGAGCACUGCACCGUGGGUUUUUAGCGUUGCGGCCAGCGUCACGAACCGUGCGUUUAUGGCUAAAGUUGUUCUUGGAGACGACAAGAAACUUGUCGGAAGAUCAGUGAAUACGUAUGAUCUGAAUGGAACCAAGUAUCCUCUGGUUUAUGGAAAAUUUGCUGCUUUGAGUGCAUGUAGCGAGGAUAAGGCUAAGUUAUGCGAGCCAAAGUGUUUAGAUCGAAAACUCGUGAAAGGAAAGAUUGUGUUGUGUGAUUCUUCCAAAGGUCCAAUAGAAGCUCAAAAACUAGGAGCUGUUGGAUCUAUUGCUAAGAACCCUGAACCAGACCGUGCUUUUAUCCGCUCUUUCCCGGUCUCUUUUUUAUCCGAUGAUGACUACAAAUCCGUCGUCUCUUACAUGAAAUCCACAAAAGAUCCAAAAGCGAGUGUUCUGAAAAGUGAGGAAAUUUAUAAUCAGAAAGCUCCUCUCGUUGCUUCUUUCUCUUCUCGCGGUCCAAGUAGCAUCGUUCCAGAUAUUCUCAAGCCGGAUAUAACAGCACCAGGAGUGGAGAUCCUCGCGGCCUAUUCACCUGAUAGUUCGCCAACUGAAAGCGAGUUCGACACUAGACGUGUAAAGUUCUCUGUUAUGUCUGGAACUUCAAUGGCUUGUCCACACAUUGCAGGCGUCGCCGCCUAUGUCAAGACUUUUAAUCCUCAGUGGUCUCCUUCCAUGAUCCAAUCUGCCAUCAUGACAACCGCUUGGCCGAUGAAUGCUUCUGGUCCUGGCUUUGUAUCAACCGAGUUUGCUUAUGGAGCUGGCCAUGUGGACCCAAUAGCUGCUAUAAAUCCUGGGCUCGUCUAUGAAUCUACUAAAGCUGAUCACAUCGCCUUUCUCUGCGGUUUAAACUACUCGAGUGAGAACUUAAGAAUCAUCUCUGGAGACAACAGCACUUGCUCGAAAGAACUUUCCAAGACAUUACCAAGAAACCUCAACUAUCCAACGAUGUCGGCUAAAGUGUCUGGAACUGGACCGUUCAACGUAACUUUCCACAGAACUGUCACAAAUGUUGGUACACCAAACUCUAAAUACAAAGCAACGGUAGUCACAAGCCCCGGAUCUAAACUCUGCAUCAAAGUGUUGCCUAGUGCUCUGUCUAUGAAGUCGGUGAACGAGAAGCAAACUUUCAUGGUGACUGUCGCAGGGGAUAAUCUUGGAAGAAAACAACCUAUGUCUGCAAACCUAAUAUGGUCUGAUGGCAACCAUAAUGUCUACAUCGUUUACCUGGGGGCAAUGUCGACACACAGGAGCUACCUCGCUAUGAAACGUCACCAUUUCUCAUUGCUUCGUAGUAUCAUCGGAAGAAGAUUCAGACCGGGUCUAAUUGUCUCCAACUACUGGAAGACCUUCCAUGGAUUUGCCGCAUGGCUCACUGAGGAAGAAUGCAAGAGGCUUUCAGCCAUGCCUGAGGUCGUUUCAGUUUUCCCGAACUUGAAUGUAAAACUCAACACGGACGUGAUGAAGGACGGCGCCAUGGAUUCUGGACUAAGGGCUCAACCUUUGGCUCCCUUGUGA